This is a messenger RNA of Trichomonas vaginalis G3, 1421 nucleotides long. Its product is annotated as phage tail repeat-like family. Lineage: Eukaryota; Parabasalia; Trichomonadida; Trichomonadidae. The transcript has a single exon. The record is from RefSeq and is a predicted model, not a curated record. The annotation marks the transcript as partial.
AUGAAUUCAAAAAUUAAAGGGAUAACGGAUGAUAUAACAUCAAUUCCACCAGAAGAACAAAGAUAUUACGCAUUAAAUGCAUUUCCUAAAGUUUUGAAGAUUGGAAGAUUUAAUUUAAAUGAGGAAUUCAUAAAAGGUUUCCUUAAUGACAUAAUGAAGAAAGCAGAUAAGGAACAAGUGGCUAGUGAAUUAAUGAAGAAAGCAGAUAAGGAAUAUGUUAAUGAAAAAGAUAAUGAAAUUAAAGAAAAGGUUGAAUGGAAUCAUGAAUGGACAUCGAAGAUUUUUAAAACUAAAGCUGAUACAGGAUGGGUUUCAGGAUGUUUAGACCUUAAAGCAGAUAAAACUUAUGUUAACGAUGAGUUAAAUAAGAAGGCAAAUUUGGUUUAUGCUGAUGAAAAAGAUAAUGAAAUUAAAGAAAAGGUUGAAUGGAAUCAUGAAUGGACAUUGGAGACUUUUAAAAAUAAAGCUGAUACAAAAUGGGUUUCGGGAUGUUUAGACCUUAAAGCGGAUAAAACAUAUGUUAACGAUGAGUUAAAUAAGAAGGCAGAUAAAACAUAUGUUAACGAAAUAUACCAAAGUUUGAUAGGAACAACAAAAAAUAUUGAAACUAUUGUUGGUGACUUUUCUGUCCGUGAAGAAAAUAAAUAUUUUAGAUGGCAGUUUGUACACUCCUUAAAAAAUGGUACACGGUGUAAACUCAUUCCGAAAAAUAACAAUGAAAUGUAUGUAAGCUAUAAAAAGAAUGAUGGAACACAAGUUAAAGUUCCAUUAGACAACAACUGCUACUUAAACUUAUAUGAAGACGAACAAAAGAAAUAUUUAAGAGUUUAUGAAAUGGUAGAUAUGACAUUACCUGACCCAGCUCCAGCACCAUAUUAUUAUGACUAUGGAGAUGACGACAGAACACCACAUGUAGAUGAACAAAAGCUAACAUUAUAUUUAGAUUAUUAUAGAUAUAAAAGAUAUAAUGCAAUAGAAAAAACGAGAAUAGUAUAUUAUUAUACAGAUGACAGAAAUAAAUAUUAUAGUCAAGAUUUUACCUACCCUGAAAACAUAAGAUUAUAUUAUAAAAAAUAUUCUGACACAAACCAGAAGAAACCUGAAAUAGUUGCACUAUAUUUUAAGUUCAAAAGAGACAAUCCUAUAUUAUCUCAUAUGUUUGAUUUAAUGAACCCAGUAGGUUCUAUUUAUACAUCUAUGGAAGCAAGAGGUCCUCAAGUAAUGUUUGGUGUUGGUGCAUGGGAACAAAUAGUCGACAGGUUUUUGUAUUGUGCUAACUCUUCAAAGGAAACAGGUGGAAGUAAAACAAUUUCAGGUGAAAAUUUACCUGCACACAGUCACUACAUAGAUUUAAGUACAUCUCAGGCAGGUUGGCAUAAGCAUAGAUAUUGGGAUUGGUCAGGAAUGACAAAAGGUAAAGG